Messenger RNA from Astrephomene gubernaculifera, 2111 nucleotides. Lineage: Eukaryota; Viridiplantae; Chlorophyta; Chlorophyceae; Chlamydomonadales; Astrephomenaceae. The record is from the annotation of a GenBank genome assembly.
CGUAAGCGACCUUUUGGCUUUAUAUUACAUAAAGUGGGUGUAGAAGGACGAGCUCAUAGGGACGGGAGGGAAGUCAUACCCAUUUGUGUUGUUUCAUGGGCCUGCCUUUCUGACCCUUAUGCUAUUUAAUAGUUGCUAUUGCACUUGCUUGAAAACACCCAUGCCUACCUGGUUUCAUUUACUUUUAGUAGCAUCUGACAGCUGCAAUUUGAUGGCUCUAUAACAUACCGGCACAGCCUCAAAGUACAUAUAGCAAUCAGAACUGAUGCGCCUACAUGCAGUAACGUCUAGCCACAAAGCGGUGCUUCCUUAUACUGCCUACAGUCAUCAGAAGGCGGUCGCGCCAUGUCGGCGCGCACGGUUACAUCCUGCGCGGUCUUCUGGCAGACUACUAUGUAACAGCAUCGCACCUGAUGCUGAGCGCGAUGUAGGGCCAACGACCGCAACUGGGACAAACCCAAGCUGGCCGCCUUCAACAGUCUCCUCGGGGACAGUUCCAGUGGGCUGGCCGGCCCUGCAGCCGCCAUUCAGCUACCAUGCUAGCGCAGAGGAGGCUCAGUCCAACCAGGUGCCCACCGGCCUGUCGCCCAUCUGGAAGGUGUUGCUGCUGAGUGAUGGCUCCGUGACUCGCCACCUGCAGCUCCUCAGCGGCUCGCCCGUCACAGUGGAGUGCCUAUCCAUGCGCAAUGUAGGGUGGAGUACGGAGGGGCUACCGCCGGGUACGGAACUCAUACCCGGGCCGCGCGUGCAGAGACAGGUGUUGCUGCGGUGCCAACCGUCACCCAAUCAUGCCUCCGCAAGUCCCACGUCCUCCCCUGCUGCCGAGGUAGGCAGCGGCAACGGCUGCAGCGGCACCUCUGGCAGCGCCGGCCCUGCCAACCACGGUGGGGGCAGCUGCGUCAGCAAAGGUGGCUCAUCACACGCCCCUAGCUGCUGCAGUGGUGGGGGUGCAGUCACUGGCACGGCGAGUAGCAACAGCAGCAGCAACGGCAACAGCCACACAGCUUCCCACACAGCUAGCAACAACGUGGGCGCUGGGGCACGGUGUGGCUCGAGUGGUGCUGACAGCAGCGGGAGCAACAGUCAGAAUAACCCUGCGGCGAGCUCCAGCAAAGACGCCCCGGCUGGCAUCCCGCUGGUGUACGCCUCCUCCUGGUGGAAUGCGGCCACCGUGGACGAGUACCUGCGGGACAGGUCGCAGCCCAUCUGGAUGUCGCUCAGCCAGGGCCAUGUGGAGCUGUAUCGGGAGGUGCAUGCGCUCUUCCGGGGUCACAGCCGCACGCGUGCUUCGACCCAGCAGGGCCCCGAGGGUGCGCCGCGUACAGACGCAGCGCAGGGCACCCACUCACCACGUGGCUGCUCAAGCGGCUCCGCAGCAGCAGGAGGGGUAGCAGCAGUGGGAUCCUCACAGCUAGGGGCACCUGAUGGAAUGGAGGAGGGCUCUCUGGAGGCCUUGCUGGGCUGUGAAGGGCCCUUUUGGGGUCGCCAGUAUAUAUUUUGGAGCGGAGGAAAGCCGCUCACACUCAUCUAUGAGGUGUUCUCCCCCAGGCUACAGGAGUACCUGGGACCCAUGCACAUGCAGGCGGAGUGAGCGAAUGACUACUGAAGGGGAGAAAUGACUAUCGAGAGUCGGGAAACCGAGAGAUGGCUCAGGUGCUGUCCUGUGGUGCAGCCGUAAGGCAUGCUAGAGUGUGUGCCCACACGAGGAUGCCUGCAUAGUUGCAGUACCAACAUAUGUUCCUACGGAUAUGUAACCAAGGCAUGGUAGAAGAGCAGGAAGAGCCUAUUGCGAACGCUUGGAGGUUGCAAACCCAUUCUUAGGCCUGCAUGCAUGCAUGCGAGGGUACGGGGAGUGCGGGGCAGGGCGGAUGAAGGGAGCGGACAGGACAGAGACAGACGGCGUGCGUGCAUGUCAGACAGCAGUGGCUGCGUUGUGGGUGAACCAUCAUACAUGACUUCAAGAUGCCGAACAUACACACACACACACCCCACACAAUUUGGCAAUAACAGCAAGUUUUGCCUUGCGGCCAGAUUUUCCAACAAACCCCACAUGCACCUCCUCCCCAUAUACAUAACCGUGAUCCCCUCCCCCUUGUAAAUUGCGUAAAAUG